Molecule: messenger RNA, 2155 nt
Organism: Sphaerodactylus townsendi
Lineage: Eukaryota; Metazoa; Chordata; Lepidosauria; Squamata; Sphaerodactylidae
Product: E3 ubiquitin-protein ligase TRIM7-like
Exons: 7
Coding region: 1-1455 (484 amino acids)
Molecular function (GO): zinc ion binding; protein binding
Source: RefSeq, a predicted model, not a curated record
AUGGCUGCAGCGGGGAAUCCCGUCCAGGAGCUCUCCGAAGAAGUCACUUGUCCGAUCUGCCUGGAGUACUUCCAGGAUCCGGCGACGGUUGCAGAAUGCGGGCACAAUUUCUGCCGCGCCUGCCUGACCCGGAGCUGGGCGGCUUCGGCUGGAGAGCCUUCCUGCCCUGUGUGCAAACAAACCGCGCAGCCGAGGAGCCUCCGCCUGAAUCGGCAGCUGGCAAAUGUGGUGGAAAUAGCCAGGAAACUCAGCCUGCGGGAGAGAAAGUGGAGAGAAGCAACGAAGGAAGAAGCAGCAGCCCAGGAGAGACGCUGUGAGCAACACCGGGAGCCCCUGAAACUGUUCUGCCGAAAUGACGGGAUCCUCAUCUGCACGGUCUGUGAUAGAGCCAAGGAGCACAAAUCCCACGAGGUGGUUCCUGCUGAGGAAGCCUCCCAGGAAUACAAGGACAAGAUUUUCAACUGGCUGGAGAUUUUGAGGACGGAGAAAGAGAAAGUUCUGCUAUAUUUAGCAGAUGCUGAAGAUGAAAGCAAAGAAAUGCUUAAAAUAAUGGAAUCAGAGAGGCGAAAGACAGUGGCUGAGUUCAGAGCACUACGCUGGUUGCUGACAGAACGAGAAAACCACCUGCUGUCCCAGAUAGAAGAGGUGGAGAAGGAGAUAGCCAGAAAAAGGGACGAGCACCUGGCCAAACUCUCUGAGGAACUCUCCUCUCUUGAAAGCCUCAUCCGGGAGACGGAGAAGAAGCACCAGCAGCCAGCGAGUGAACUCCUGCAGGAUGUCAGAAGCACCCUGCAGAGGUGUGAGAAGAAACAGAACUUUUCAAAUCCAGAGGUUUUUUCUGUUGAACUGAAAUGGAGGAUCAAGGUCUUCUGUGACAUUGGUCCUUCCCUGGAAGGUGUCACAAAGAAAUUCAAAGACACUCUGGUUUCUGAACUUCAGAUGCAAAAAGCAAAUGUGACUCUGUGUCCAACCACAACUAAUGCCAAACUCAUCCUGUCUGAAGAUUGGAAAAGCAUUCAGCGUCAACAUAAUGCUCAAGAUCCGUCUGAAGAUCACAGGAACGUUUUUUCCUCCAUGAAGGGUGUUGAGGGAUUCACAGCAGGCUGCCAUUUCUGGGAAGUCUCUGUGGGUAAUGAGGAUGGCUGGGCGGUGGGAGUGGCCCGAGAGUCUGUGAGCGGCAGGAUCACCUUUACACCUGAGAAAGGGAUCUGGGCUGUGGGGAGAAAUAGGGGCCAGUACAAGGCUUUCAUACACUGCGUUUUCUCUCCCCUGAACCUGAGUGGUGAACUUAAGAAGAUCCGAGUCUCUCUCAACUAUGCUGGGGGACAGGUGUCCUUUUUUGAUGCUGACAGAGCAGCCCUUCUCUAUAGGUUCUCUGAACUCUCCUUCUCUGGAGACACCCUUCGUCCCUUCUUUGCUGUGUGUGAUAAAGGCUACCUCAGACUCUGUACUUAAGGCAGUCAGAUCUCCCUCACUGGCUGUGCUGAUGUUGCUCAUGAGAUCAGGAUGACUCGUGGGAAAAUAAUCCUUUUCUCACCCAACAGCCCUUUUCUGGCUCUGCAAAAACUUCUACAGGCUGCCAGUCACCCAAGUUAACACAAACAUUGUCUGUUUUUGUUCCUUGUUUUCCCCCCCCUUUCCUUGGCCUAUUAUCUCUUUAAAGAACAGUAAUGCAUUCAGUGUCAUAAAUAGCCAUCAUAGUCUCUUCAGAGAUAAAGCAGAAAUAUGGGUCUUCAGGGAUUCAUCCCCUUCCCUGUCUCCCAUCCUUUCCAGUUUUCCUCCAUAUCCCCUCACAGGGACUUUUCCACAUUUCAUGUUCCUCAGAUCUAACUUCCUGGCCAUUUAUACACUUGUGGUGUUGUCCGCGUUGAGUGUACAUUCCCUUUGGGAUGGGUUCUCGGUCAUGCACACAUUUUCCCCUUUUCAGAACUCAUUGUGCCACAGAUCUGACCCUCCUCAUGGUUUCCGAAAGUGAUCAAAGUGUGACUUUCUCCUGCCCUUUGCAGUGAAAGCAACGGCGAACAGUGACUUCUUCUGGUUCUGGUGGGUUUUCCGGGCUGUUUGGCUGUGGUCGGGGUGGAUCUUGUUCCUAACGGUUCGCCUGCAUCUGUGGCUGGCAUCUUCAGAGGUGGAUCACAGAGGGAAGUCUGUUACA